AUGGGCCCCGUGCAGACGUCGCCGUCCGGGUACUGUCAAUAACGGUGCACACCUGCGGUAAUACGCAGAGCGAUUAUUGUAUACCGUAACGAUAAACGUUAGGGCACGCACAUCGUAUAACGCGGACGACGACACUGUGCGACGGUGCGAAUAUGACUCGGAAAGUGAGAACUUUCGAAAACGAAAUACGGCCAAUGGUGCGAAGGGGCUGAGAAGAAACCGCCAGGGGUUAUGGAAUAGAAAUCGGAAAAAAAAGAGACCCCGGCGCAGACCCGGGAACAGUCGGCUAGACCCGUAUAGUAGACGAGGAACUAAGAGUUCCGCAAGUGCAAGAAUAGAAAGAGAUUAUUGGGGAUCGGCAGAAAUGGAAGGACGUUAUAAUGGCGACGAUGAGUUUAAUAGAUUUAUAAAUGCCAGUGAAUAA
Messenger RNA from Cinara cedri, 424 nucleotides. Lineage: Eukaryota; Metazoa; Arthropoda; Insecta; Hemiptera; Aphididae. The record is from the annotation of a GenBank genome assembly.